Molecule: messenger RNA, 963 nt
Organism: Drosophila busckii
Lineage: Eukaryota; Metazoa; Arthropoda; Insecta; Diptera; Drosophilidae
Product: protein bottleneck
Exons: 1
Coding region: 1-891 (296 amino acids)
Source: RefSeq, a predicted model, not a curated record
AUGAGCAUCAGCACAUUUAACUUUCAGUUCUACAACUACAAGCUGCCAGUGGGCAUGCCUAAUAUGGCCACUAGCUUCAGUGAGCUAGAAAUGGACAUUGACGAGGAAUUGGGCAUGCCAACGAUUAGCUCAACACCGCACCCCAAGGCAGCAACGCCACGCUACACUAGCGAGCUCUCACUACCCAUUACGCAGAAGCCUCAGCUGGAGGCGUUGCGACCGAAACUGCAUACGCCGCACAAGCGCUGGUCUAUGGAGCUGCGCGAGAAGUGCCUAGAAAUGUCCAAGCGCAAUAAUGGCUCCGACGAGGAGGACCAAGGAGGCGCCAACGCCAAGCUACAGCAACGCUUUAUGCAACAGCUGCAACAGCAGCCUGAGGCUGACAAUCUGACGGCAGCGACUGAACAACCGGGGUCUGCAGUUCGCAGUGUUAGUGACAAAAUUAACUUUUUCAACAAACUGACUAAUACCUAUGAAUCUGCUGUGGCCUGCAAUACACAGGCCAGCGGCAACAGCAAUGGCAACAGCAAUCGUUUUAUAUCAUUGUUGCGCUCUAGUCGCCCACUAAAUGUGGCCACUGCUCAAAUGCCGCCACCGAAGCCGAAGCGCUUAGGCGCAACAACAGGCACCAGCAUGGCAGAGGCCAUGCCCCAUCAGUUUGCCACGCCCAGCGCCAAAACGCCGCCAGCCAACAAUAGCACGCUGCAGCGCAAAAACAGCACACUACGCCGCAAGCCCUCCAUGGAAAAAUCACGUGCCACCAUUGCCAGGCAAAAUUCAAAUGCAGCAUUGCGACCACAGCGUCAUGCCAUGAUGGAGGACUUGAGCCUGGUGGUGCCUGUCAGACUGCGCAUUGCCGAAUACGAGCAGCGCAUCUCGAUGAGUGCAUGAACACAGGCAACGAGACAGAUUUGUAGCCCAACUGGCCGUUUAAUUGAUCGAAUUUAGUGCAAGCAUUUGUUC